AUGAAACCGACUAUGACGAGACGGCUUGCGGCGGGUUAUCUGAUCGUCGCAAUCCUCGCAAGCCUCGUUCUGCAAGGACUGGCUGCACGAAGGGAUCUGCAAGAAAUCCCGGGAGUGCGAACGUACAAGGUGACGGUGGGGGGAGUGCUGCCAUACCACAUCCGCCCGUGGCACCGCGGUGUGCAGUGGGACUGGACGCCCCCCAAGCUAUACCCUCAAUAUGUUCUGCUUUUCCGUUGGGUGCAGCGCGGAUGGCCACGCGGGGAGGGGCGAACGGGGAAGAAUCGGGGGAAAGGGCUGCGCUUGCCUGCUGCCGCCGCCGCUGGUACUGGCAAGGCCGUUCCUCUCCUCCCCUUCUUGCUGCUGCAGCCGUUGAAUAUCCCUCAAGUCAACGACCUCGUAAUCCUCAUCGUUGGUUCCUAG
Molecule: messenger RNA, 423 nt
Organism: Closterium sp. Naga37s-1
Lineage: Eukaryota; Viridiplantae; Streptophyta; Zygnematophyceae; Desmidiales; Closteriaceae
Source: the annotation of a GenBank genome assembly